GUUGUUUGGGCCAUCACUUUUAUCAAUAAUGGCAAUGGUUGAUAUAUCCUUGGUAGCCAUUGAAGCAAUCAAAAGAAGCAUAGCUCAAGUAAAAACACAUUGUCUGUCUGUGUCUCUCUCUCCAUACUUCAUGGCAUCGCCCAGCUUAGUAAGAAUAUUAGAGAUCUGUAAGGUGACUCCGGCCUUAGAUUCUGUUGACGCUGCAAAAGAAUUCUCACUUCCUCUCACCUAUUUUGACAUAACUUGGUUCAAAUUCCCUCCAGCCGAGUGCCUAUAUUUCUUUAAACUCAAUGAGUCAUCAAGUAGACCCAGCAUAUUUCACUCACAAAUUUUGCCUGCACUUAAACACUCACUCUCACAAACCCUCGGUCGCUUUGUUCCUCUCGCUGGCCACCUCACUUGGCCAGCCAACUCAUCCAAACCCGUAAUUGUUUAUGCUCUGAAUGAUGCUCUGUCACUCAGAGUUGCUGAGUCUAAUGCUAGUUUUGAUCGCUUCAUUGGAAAUGAAAUUCGUGAAGCUGAUGAGUCACAUCCUUAUAUACCUGAGUUGUAUGUAACAAACAUGAUUGCUUCAUUACUCGCUCUACAAAUUACUUUCUUCCCCCGUAAAGGUUUCUCUAUUGGCAUGGCCAUACACCAUGCCAUGCUUGAUGGAAAAAGCGUAUCUAUGUUCCUCAAUACAUGGGCUUAUUUAUGUAAACACAACCAGAACGAAAAGAGUCUCCUUUUAUUGCCUGAAUUAAGGCCAUCUUUUGACAGGACUGGUCUCCAAGACUCAUUCGGGCUCGAGUCAGUGUACUUGAAGCAGUGGGAAGCCACGAUCAUUCCAGUUUCGGAAUUGAACUCACGAAGCUUGAAAUUAAUGCCAUAUCUUGGAGUGCCAAGCAACUUGCUUCGUGCAACCUUUCGUUUGCCUCGUGAAGCUAUUAAUGAGCUUAAAGAAAGUGUACAGCGCUACCACCAAGCAGGAUUAAACCCUGGAAAGCAGCUUCAUCUCUCAACGUACGUGAUUACAUGUGCUUAUGUAUCAGUUUGUCUGGUGAAAGCUAGAGGAGGAGAUGAUAACAGGAAGGUUUAUUAUGUGUGUUCAGUGGAUUGUAGAAGCCGCUUAGAGCCUCCACUUCCACAAAAUUAUUUUGGUAAUUGUGUUGCUGUCCAUCACAUGGCUGCAGAAGCAAAGGCUUUUAUGGAGGAAAAUGGGGUUGCUAUUGUAGCAGAGAAGCUUAGUGAUUUGAUAAAUGGCUUGGAGAACGGACUUUUUCAAGGCGCAAAGGAGAGGCUUGUUAUGUUGAGAGGGUUGGGACAAGAAGUGCAGAAGUUCGGGGUUGCUGGAUCAACACGGCUUGGGUUUUACGGGUUGGAUUUUGGGUGGGGAAAUGUUGAGAAGGCUGAGAUCACAUCCAUAGAUAGAACUAGAGGUUUCUCAAUGAUGGAGUUUGGAGAUGUUUCAAGUGGAGGGACUGAAGUUGGAGUUGUUUUGGUGAGGCAAGAAAUGGAACGUUUUGCUUCUCUGUUUGUCAAUGGCCUAAAAGCUCUUCAAUCCAGACUGUAAUAACUCAGUUCAACAAAAAUAUGAACAGCAUGGAUUGACUUGUAA
Populus nigra (black poplar) is the source of this 1597-nucleotide messenger RNA. RefSeq names its product malonyl-CoA:anthocyanidin 5-O-glucoside-6''-O-malonyltransferase-like. NCBI's taxonomy places the organism in Eukaryota, Viridiplantae, Streptophyta, Magnoliopsida, Malpighiales, Salicaceae. Bases 29 to 1552 code for a protein of 507 amino acids. The record is from RefSeq and is a predicted model, not a curated record. The transcript has a single exon.